Messenger RNA from Cataglyphis hispanica, 4694 nucleotides. Its product is annotated as ankyrin repeat and BTB/POZ domain-containing protein BTBD11. The coding region runs from base 685 to 4500 and encodes 1271 amino acids. The transcript is spliced from 15 exons. Lineage: Eukaryota; Metazoa; Arthropoda; Insecta; Hymenoptera; Formicidae. Gene Ontology annotation, molecular function: protein heterodimerization activity. The record is from RefSeq and is a predicted model, not a curated record.
UGUUUCUCUUGGACGAUCUCUCUGGACUCUGGACCUGGACCACAAAAGAGCGGUCGGAUCGGGAUGCUGCAUAAACGCGGCAACUGUGGCAGUAAUUGACAGCUGCCGAAAAGCGGCGGCGGUCGGGCGUGAGUGCGCGGUCGCGAGAGGCGCGCGAUUGGGGUGAAAAAUCGGCGCGAAUAUCGUACGUGAUAUCAACGCAAAAGUUUCGAAUCGCCGGGAGUGAUAGCUGCGGAGACAAUCAUCGACCGUCCUCAUCGAAUCGGAUCUGAUUCUCUCGGCGUCUUUCAACGAUUUGCCCUGCUGGACACGAGAGAGAAAGAGAUACCUUUUUAAAGGCCCGGGCAUGUUUACAAUUCCACGCGCAUUUCUCGAGAGAGGAGAAGAUACUACAAUAGGAAAAGGGAUACUUUUUCGAUUUGUUUAAAAUCUGAUCAUCAUAAGAGGAGAAAAAUUAUAAUAGACAGUGAGCUCUAAGAAGAACACACAAUCUUGUUUUUGAUGGUAGUAAAAACGGUGCAAGUGAGACGAAAAUCUGCUGAAGAACGUGAACCCUCGUUCAUAAGAACUUUGGUUUCUGUUCAGUCUCCCAGAUAUGUGCCCGACGGCGCGAGGACAUGCCCCUUUCUGUCAACGCGUUGAACGACUUUUGAUUUUCCGGCGGUGCUAGCUCCCGGGAAUACCAUGAAUGUGGAACGGUCGACGAUGGACGGCGGGCAACAGCCGCUCUUUCUAAGCGGCACUUCCGGCUGGGCCGGAAGUAUCUCCGGUCCUCAACAGUCAACCGUACAAACCGCCGGCGCUCCGUCGGAGCAUUAUGGGGGACCACUCAGUCUGAGUAUCUGCAUAUCCGAUUCGGGUCAUGAGAUACUUCGUCCGAAGCCACGACGGCCAGGUGGUAGCAAUAGCCGUGAGAUAUUUUGUCCUCCUUACUCUAAAGAUUUCACUGAGAAUUCACCCAAAAACGGAGUCCACGACAUAGUCCACAUGAUACCAGAAAGGGAUACGGAUAACGUGGCAUUAACACCGACCCCGCAACAACACCCACGUUAUUCCCAACAUCAUCAUCUCAGUUUACACGAGCUCCGUGCACUUCAGAGGCGGCCAGAAUGUACCGGUAACAGCUCUUCCGAUGAAAAUCGAUCUUCCGGACACGCGAGCAUGUCGGACACCGGUGGUCACACAAGCAGCAGCUCACCGCCACAUCGUCACCACAAGACUCACAGUCCUCAGCAACUAAACGCCGUACCCGAGGACGAUCGACUCUCGGCGUCGGUUACUCAAAGGAACGGCAAAAGAUCCGGCCAAAAUCGCAAUCGACAUAGAGCUACUCCUGCUAAGUUGCAGGUACCAUGGUCGGGUUCCGGUUUGGAGGAUAUAAAGCUGGCGAUUCAACAACUGACGAUGCGUUCACACAAAUCUUCGUCGACGUAUUCAUCGUUAAGCGGCUCGGAAAGCUCAGAACCGGCGGUGAGGAGGCUGAUGCGACACUCCAGUUUGGAGACAAUCAACACCAAUGUGACCAGCGCCGACGAGUUCGUCUGGGUGGACUCUCACAAUCGUUUGGUGGAAUUGCAGCAAUUACCGUGGACCCACCACGACGUGCUGCGCGUGCUUCAAAAUGGUCGCACGAGAGAGCACAUGGAGCAGGUUUCGAUGGAGACGAUCCCGCGACUCUCCUAUCUACUGCAACGCGCCCUAGUCAGGAUCGGUCGUGAGACUCAGAGACUGGCAAAACCCAUAGGUCUCUGCAGCAAACAGGAGGUGUACAGCGCCUUCAAGAUCGUGCUCUGUCCGGCUCUAGCGGAUUCCUGCACCAAGGCUUGUCUUCGAGCCGCUGCGAUGUUCGCUGUAUCUGGCGAUCAGCUGAAACAAUCGAAAGCCUCCCGUUCGGGGUUGCAAUUGCCUGUCGGACGUUUUUUACGCUGGAUGUCUGAUGUGAAACUCGGUCGAAUGGUCCACGAAUAUGCCGCGAUAUAUCUCACGGCCGGAAUUGAGAAUCUUCUAGAGGAGAUACUGUUGCAAUGCGUGCCGACUGAGCCGCAUACGACACUCACGGCGACGAUGCUGGAACACGCUAUAGCCAACAGCGGCGACUUAUGGGGCUUGUUGCAGCCGUAUGCGCAUCUGAACGCUGGUCGAACAGCAUCAGGCGCUCUCGCGAUGCCUCGUUGGGCAAGCGUAAGUUCCUUGAACUCGUCAUCGUCAUCGCGUAGCGGGCGAGACGUGGUCCAAUCGGCUUUGGAACCAUCGCUGCUUACGACAUGUGUGGGCUCGAUGUCGGAAUUAGUCGAUUUGAUUUCCAAGGUAGCACAAGCGGGACAUUGCCCUAUACCGCUAACAAUGAAAGCGUUACAUGCCUUGUUUUAUUACAUGAGAUGCUCACAGCUCGAACACGGUGAACGUGGAUCUGGAAUACAAGAAUUGGCAUACGAACGAGCCUAUGUGGUAUUGCCACCGUUAGUGGAAUGGCUGCGGGUAGCUGCAGCGCACGCAGAGCAUAGACAUGGUCUUGUUGUGGACCAAGAUGACAUCAAUCAAGCUGCCCGGUUACUAUUGCCCGGCGUGGAUUGUCCCGUUCGACCGAUAAGUUCUGAGGAGAUCGCAGUAUGCUCGAAGCGCAUCGACGACACGGAGUACGUCCGGCUGCUGACGUUAGACAUGGCCUUUAAAAUGUUGAUUAGCGGUCGAACGGAUCUCAUAACCCAGGCGAUGCCGCUGUUGCCUUCAACGAAGAUUAAUACAGUAAACGACGCCGGAUUCACGGCUCUGAUGCUAGCGUGUAUCAACGGUGACGAAACAGCUGCGACGGUCCUACUGGACGCCGGGGCAGAUUUAAAUAUUGAGAGCCCGUCACCGACAACGAAUUCGUCAGUGAACACGCCUUCCAAGAUGCCACAAACUUCUUCCACCGGUGCACUAAAUGCUAGAAGUCCCAUCAAUCAGUCAAUGAUGAUGACGCCAACUGGAAAAACAAUGUCGAACACGAAUAUAACGACCGCUAAUAGUUCGGGUAAUUCCAACGGGAUUGUCCCGGGCAAUGUAUGCUACGCGCAAACCGCCUUCAAUGCGGAAACGCAACAUUGGACAGCUCUAACUUAUGUGGCUCUGUUGGGACAUUGUAACAUCGCAAGGAUAUUGUUGGAGAGAGGUGCCGCAGUAGAAGGUGGCGCGAAACUCAGCGAGGACAAAUGCACGGUCACACCUCUGCAGGCAGCCACGGCAUCAGGCAACAAUGAGAUGGUGGCCUUACUUUUGGCGCAUGGUGCGCAACCAUUCUUGUCCACCUUGAUCAAAGAUUCGUUUUCCUACUCGGGUUCCGCGCAACGUGGUUGUUACAGCGCAAUAUCGGUGGCAACGGCGCAUGGCCAAAGAAGCUGUCUUCAUCAAUUGUUAUCACAUCCAUUAAACUUCUCAGCCAAACGUGGAGAGAAGGAGAUAUUAUCUUUGGAAGAGAUAUUAGCAGAAGGUAAUGCCGGCACUAAUUCUCAACAACAGAUUGCUGAAGGGAGGGGAGCUCGUAGAGAAGGCAAAGAACCAGUAUUUAAUAAGAUACAAACGAAGGCACUGCAAGAAGCGAUGUAUCAUAGCGCGGAAAGCAAUCAUUUAGAUAUCACCAUGGAGCUUCGUGGGCUAAAUGUAGGCUGGACAUUGCAUUGUUGGAUGCACAGUCUCGCGACGGCUCACGAAAUGCGACUGGACUCGGUUAUAGAUCAACUACUUCAAGACUUUCUUCAAGUCUGCCCGGACGAUUAUUCUACGCAAUUCGUUCAGGAGUGUCUGCCACUUUUAUUUAAUAUUUUUAGAUAUAGCAAGAAAGAAGGCACGACGCUCUUGCUCGCUGAUAUAUUUUGCACAUGCUUCGGCUGGGAACCGAUCAAGCCAAUUAGAGAUACCACUCUGUCGAGCGGAUCGAGAAUCGAUCCAAAGUUUGUGAAUAAUCCCGAGUUAAGUGACGUACAAUUUAGAGUCGAAGGCCGCGUUUUCUAUGGUCAUAAGAUUGUAUUAGUUACAUCUUCUCCGAGGUUCAGAAAUAUGUUAAGCUCAAAAUUAUGCGAAGGCAAUCCUCCCAUUGUGCAGAUUAACGACAUAAGAUAUCACAUAUUCCAGAUGGUCAUGGAAUUUCUUUAUCACGGCGGUUGCGCCACUUUAGAAGUUAAUCAAAGUGAUGUCCUAGAAUUAAUGGCGGCGGCCAAUUUCUUUCAACUCGAUGGCUUGCUCAGAUACUGUGAAGCACAGUGUUCCACAAUGGUGGAUCUUGACAAUAUCGUUUCUAUGUAUAUUCACGCAAAGGUAUAUAACGCCGCACAGCUCUUGGAAUACUGUCAAGGAUUUCUAUUACAAAAUAUGAUGGCCCUUCUGACGUACGAUGAUUCAGUUAAGCGUUUGUUGUUCGCAAAAAAGUUACCGAAUCACGAUGUUCUCGCGGGCUUAUUGCUCACACUGCAGUCGCGAAUAAAGGUCAGGCGAUCUCAACAACAAAAUAAGAUAAAAGCUUAGAUGAUUGUUCCUGCAGUUAGAAAUAAGUAAGUAUAUAAUUGAAAAUAAGCAUAAAAUGAGUGCGCACAAUUUAAAUCUCAUUUUCAAGUUGCAAGAGCUGAUAUGUCAAAGUAAAAAAAAGAAAAGAAAAACUAUAUGGCUUGUUUUAAAAAAACAGAUAUAAUUUUAAGUAUUCUGAGAUAAAAAUAAAUAUU